Cloeon dipterum is the source of this 3641-nucleotide messenger RNA. RefSeq names its product baculoviral IAP repeat-containing protein 7-B-like. NCBI's taxonomy places the organism in Eukaryota, Metazoa, Arthropoda, Insecta, Ephemeroptera, Baetidae. The record is from RefSeq and is a predicted model, not a curated record. The transcript has 2 exons. Gene Ontology annotation, cellular component: cytoplasm; nucleus. The coding region runs from base 101 to 1402 and encodes 433 amino acids.
AACCCACCCAAUGUAGUAAGAAAAGUCUUAAUAAUUUAGCGACCAUCGAGACCAAAAGAGCUACCCGCGAGCUGAUUUCUGCCAAAGCUUAUGGAAGAGAAUGGAAGGUUUCAAGUCUCCAUCUGCUAUUGCAUCCUCCAGAAGAGUAUACGAAGAAAAUCCUCACGGACCGAACUUAAAUUUAUAUUUGGCAAUGCAUCGAUUAAUUUCCUUUCCAAUUGAAUUUCUGGUGGAAUUCUUAUCACCUCUCCACUUUAUGGCUGAGCUCGGUUUUUACUACUCAAAAGAGAACAAGCAGGAAUAUAUACGUUGCAAGUUUUGUGCUAUCGUGAUAAGUCGCGAAGAAUUAAUGGAAUAUUUGGCUCGCGGUAUUGAAAUUGCUAAAGAUGUGAUUUUACAACGUAAAAAUCGAUCAAAUUGUAUAAUCAACGCCAUCGACUCAAAAAAUAUACCAAUGGGAAAAUAUAUUGAAAACACGCUGAACUUCAGAUUCGAGGCUCAUCGUCUCUAUUCUCUGCUGAAAAAGACUAACUGGCAGUACGUUGGUCCAUUCAGUUUGGCAAAAAGUGGAUUUUACUACACUGGAGACCAAGACAACGUCAGAUGUGUAUUCUGCAAUUUGGAAGUCCGUGGCUGGGAAGAAGGAGACACGGCUGAUAGAGAACACCGGCGUUGGAACCCGAAUUGCCCAUUUUUGUGCAACAGGCAAAGCGUUCAAAACAUCGAGAUCGGAAGCGAGCAGACUGAAGUGCAGCACGAUGCUAUUGGAAAUACACCCAUAGGGACUAACCCUUUCACCCCGCCGGAGGGGCUAAGAAAAUAUGGCCAAUAUGUUCAGGUUUUGGUAAGCACGACCUGUUUCCUUUUAACGGCUCUAGACUUGAACAUCCAAGAUUGGUGCAAGCCAUCGAACACUCGGUUUGUUACACUCAAGAGCCGGCUGGAUUCUUUCAGUGGUUUUUGGCCGAAAAACCUGCGCCAAAAUCCGCAUGACUUGGCCUGCGCUGGCUUCUUUUACACCGGAAGAGGAGACCGUGUAAUCUGCUUCCACUGUAAUUUGGGCUUGAAAGAUUGGGAUCCAAAUGACGAUCCUUUUAUCCAACAUUGCAAGUGGAAUUCAAAUUGUCAAUACCUAUUGAUGCGCAAAGGUCACACCUUUAUCAAGAAUGUGUUGCACGGCAGCAGCCCAAAUAUUGACAUUUCAGACCCACCUAUAUCCCGGGGCAGAGGUGACAGCGAUUUGCGUUGCCUUAAGUGCAGAUUGUGUAACGUGUCCAAGGUUAAUUUGCCUUGUGGUCACGUAACUUUCUGCAACACCUGCUCUAAUUCUUCUUGCAUUAUUUGUGAUGGAGAAAUAAUUGCAGAAAUAAAAUUACCAGGAUUUACCGACGAAGCCGAAUAAAUUUUCUUAUUGAAUUUUGGACGAAAAGGAAUAUUGUACACAUUAAACAGGAUAGGGUUGAAAAGGAAAUUGAAUGAAACUGUUAACGCUCAUGGGGAUUAGAAGAAACUAGAUAUCUCAGUCAGUCGCGCUGCGCCGCACCAGCAGGUAAAUUUUAGAUCAUUUGGUCAGCCGUGCGUCGGCUGUUCGUCAAAAAAUCAAAAAAAUUAAAAGUGCCGGAAAAAAUUGACUUUUCGUUAAAAACAAGUGAUGAAUUUUGUGAGACAGAAAGAACGUUAAAUGGUAAUUGGAGGGGACUUAAUUUUGUGGAUAGGCAUAUUUACUCGAUUUGCAUGUCAUGGAUAUCACUAUGUAUUUGUUCUGUGUUAAUCAGAUGUAUCAUUAUGACCCCCAAGAUACAUAUUUGUAAAUGUAGAUACAAAAUCUAACUGUAUAAAAAGUGUCCAGGGUGUAGUGGGUUGGACACACCGGUUCUCGUUAGAUCACCGAAGUUAAGCACCAUUCGUUGCAACCAGAAACUGAAUGGGUGACCAUGGCUGCAUAACUCUAGGCAAACUUGCUACUUGCUGGUUUGCACCUUUCCAGCAUGCGUGAUUUGGCUUCACGUGACGAAUGUCUAGCGUUUCAAAAAAAUCCUAGUUGCGGAGGCAAGUGGCCCUUGAGUGGGCUGGGUCCCUGAAAUGUGCGGCCUGGUGCGCCCAUGUUAUCCGUUCGCGGUCUUAUUGGCACCAGGGUUUAAGCAUUCGUGCUAGUGCAGUACGCGCCCUUCCCGCUCCGAGAGGACAGGGAUAAAAAGAGCAAAAAAAAAUAGUUCAAGAGAAGCAGCAAAUAGUAGUAAAAACUGAUAUAACCUUAGAGUGUUGUUACUGUAAUUGUGUUAAUAAAUUCGUUCAUUCGGAUGGUUCAACUUCACAUUUAAAUUUUGUCAGCCGCCUGGGUCAAAAAUUGGCUCAAGCUGGUUGAGUUAAGACAACAACUACUGCUGGCUAAAAUUUCGCUCUUGAGACCUCGGAAUGAGUUUUAUAAUGUUUUUUUUUGCGAAUUCAUGUAAUUUUUAAUCGUUUGCCCAAUUUUAGAGUUUGUUUAUUUUUAAUCUAGUGUAUCUCUUGUGAAUAACUUAUGAAUCUCAAAACACAUCAAAAAUUUGCCAAAAUUGAUUUUUAGAAAGGUACAAAAUAUUAAUCUAUUAGCCUGAACUGCCCCAACACACGCCUGCAGACCCAAGGAGCGGCCACCGGCCGCUACCCAAGAACCACGCUUGCACAUGGCCGCCCGCCUUUUUCAGCCCGUGUACUGCAGUUUGGUGACUGGCGACCCAGGAUGCGAAAAUUAUCCCUAGCAUCACUGAGACACGAGUUUGAACCUGAAGAAGACUACGAAGAAAAGGAGGCCGAGAGACGAACCAGGCGCGUUGCAUGGGGCACUUCAGGCCGAGUAGUGAGUGUCAUGUCACAACAUUAUCUACUCAAUUCUAUUUGAAGGUAUUUGGAUUUGGAAUUGCUAUCAACAACGUAUUAAAUGUGUAUUAGUAAUAGAAAUCAGUGUUGUAUGUCAUACAAAAUAUUAUAAUAAAUAAUUUUUAGAAGUCACAUAUUAAUGUGACAUCUAAAAAUUAGACUUAAAAAAUGUGUCGUGAUUUAACACAGAGUCAAAAUACAAUUUUGAAACUUAUUUGCUCUCUAAUGUUCCAUUUAAAAUUAAAAUCGGAUGUCGCCCUUCAGUGGGCUGAGUCCCUGUGCGGCCUGGUGCGCCCAUGUUAUCCGUACGCGGUGUUAUUGGGUCCCGGAUUUCAGCAUUCGUGCUCGUGCAGAGCGCGCCCUUCCCGGUCCUUGGACACGGAUAAAAGAGUAUAUCGGUAUAGCGACCAAAGUUAAAGAUUUUUUCACUUUUUUCCACUAACAAUAACUUUUUACAGUUUUUUUACUCCCAUAAAAAUGUCCAAGGUAAAAUAGCAUGUGUGUUUUAAAUCACAUGUGUGUCUCAUUCAAAACUAGUCAUGAUAUAAUCGCAUAUAAGGGUGUAACCGGAUCUUUAACACAUCCUACCGUUAUUUCUCUCUCUUCUGCAAUAAUGCUGACGCAUAUAGCUGUGCGUGGGCGUAUUGCAAAAAUACACGCAACAUGAUUCAUAGCAGAAAAUCCGGUGACGAUCUAAAUAUAGUCAUUUAAUUGAUUAUUUCCUAAAGAGCGUUGCUAAAUGAUGACCAAACGACAUAGCCGGAACUCUACAAGCUAUAUAU